AUUCAAUCCUUAGUCAAAAUCUUGGAUCCGUCCCUACCGCUGUGCCCCUCCCUGUUAAAUAUCAAGAACUAUUAUACUUGGGCUCCUGCCCACCUCUAUAUAUAUUGUUCCAUGUGGAAUUAAAACCUAAAACAAAUAGUGCAGGCAGUUACACGGGGCUUGACAAGAGACUCUCAUUGCCCUACCACUUGAGGGGGUGAGGGUAGGCCCGGGAAAAGCAAGGAAAUUGGACAAAUUAACUAUGGAGGAGGAGAAAUUGGAAGGUUUGCUGACGAAAGGGAGGCCAGCGGAUGACCAGGGAAAGAGAGGAGAGGAGGCUGCAGGAGGAGUGAGGGAAGAAAUUAAGAGGUUGGCUUCAAUCGCCACGCCGAUGAUAGCAGUGAUGUUGUCGCUCUACUUCUUGCAGAUAGUAUCGGUGAUGAUGGUUGGCCAUCUCGGAGAGCUCGCACUCUCUAGCACCGCCACCGCCGUCUCUUUCGGUGCCGUCACCGGACUCAGCCCCGUGUACGGAAUGGCAUGUGCCUUGGAAACACUAUGUGGGCAGGCCUAUGGAGCUCGACAGUACCACAAAUUCAGUGUCCAGAUAUUCACAGGCAUAUUCUCCCUCAUUCUGGUAUGCUUUCCGAUAUCCCUCCUAUGGCUCUUCAUGGGAAGGCUCCUAGUCUUACUCGGCCAAGACCCCGAGAUCUCCCACGAAGCCGGUAAGUUCAUAGUCUGCCUUAUACCGGCCCUCUUUGCCUAUGCCGCCCUCCAACCCAUCAUUCGGUAUUUCCAGACUCAGAGCCUCGUGAUGCCAAUGCUCGUGAGCUCCUGCCUGACAAUCAUCUUCCAUGUAAUUCUCUGUUGGGUGAUGGUUUUUAAGUCAAGAUGGGGUACCGUUGGCGGGGCACUGGCUAUAGGUCUUUCGUACUGGUUGAAUGUGAUUUUGCUUGGGCUGUAUAUGAAGUACUCCUCCUCUUGUGGCAAGACCCGGAUAUCAGUCUCGCCGACAGAUAUCUUCCAAACAAUGGGAGAAUUUUUCAUCUUCGCCAUCCCUUCUGCCGUGAUGGUUUGCUUGGAGUGGUGGUCAUUUGAGCUGCUCACAAUGCUAUCUGGGCUAUUGCCAAAUCCGAAACUCGAAACUUCAGUUCUCUCAGUGUGUCUUGCGACCAUCUCAACUUUGUAUAAUAUACCAGACUCGAUCGGUGCAGCCACAAGCACGCGCAUAUCAAAUGAACUGGGUGCCGGAAACCCACGAGCAGCUCGAGUUGCUGUGAUCGCCACGAUGGUGAUUACACUCACAGAGACUGUGAUCAUGAGCUCGAUUAUAUUUGCAUGCAAACACGUGUUUGGCUACGUAUUCAGCAAUGAGAAAGAGGUCGUGAAAUAUGUCGCAAGCAUGGCUCCUCUCGUAUGCAUCUCCAUCGUGCUAGAUAGCUUACACGGUGUCCUUUCAGGUAUCGCUAGGGGAUGUGGGUGGCAAGACAUUGGGGCAUACAUCAAUUUGGUUGCGUAUUAUGUAUGUGGAAUUCCAGUGGCAGCCUUGUUGGGUUUCUGGGCGCAUCUCAGAGGGAAGGGUCUUUGGCUUGGAAUCAUCGUUGGUUCUUUUGUGCAAACGGUUCUUUUGCUAAUCGUGACCAUAUGUACAGACUGGGAGAAACAGGCUAACAAGGCAAGGGAGAGAAUAUUUAAGGAAAGAGAUUUGGUCCACGAUGUACUCACUUGAGCUAAAAAAAGAAAUAUACAUCAAAAGAUGUUAUAGCACAGUGGCGCAUGCCCUUACCUGACAAUCAAGAGAUUCAAGAUUCGAUAUUCAGUGGGACUAUUCAUGCCAUUUUAUUAGUUAUUAUGAUUUUUAUUUAAUUAUACUUGAUCCAUGGCCUCGCUUGUAACUGAAAAAAAAAUAUUUUUCUCACUGGGCAAUUUUGUAUGGGAAAGAAAAUUGAUGAGUGCAAGUA
Punica granatum (pomegranate) is the source of this 1937-nucleotide messenger RNA. The record is from RefSeq and is a predicted model, not a curated record. NCBI's taxonomy places the organism in Eukaryota, Viridiplantae, Streptophyta, Magnoliopsida, Myrtales, Lythraceae.